UCGUCGGUCUCCACAAGCACGCUCUGUCCUUUCCUGCACCCCACGCUUUACGGAGAGAGGAAACGAGACACCUUUGUCUGUGCCGCACCCCAGGUGUGCACAGCGGCUCCCACCCGCAUCAGCCCAGGAGCGCUGAAUUUUAAAUCACCCAACAGCUCAUUUAAGACCUGCCCUAAACAACUCCCUACUCCACGACUAAUGGAGUGGUUAAUGUAAGACUCUUUUACUGCCAAAAAUGAUACCACUUACUGAUAUGGAUUUCUUAACAGUAGCUUGGGGCCACAUUGUAUAAAAUAGACUCCUGGGGUUCACAAAAGUCAACCCGCUUCUCAGGGGCCCAACCAUUCUCAAGCCUCCCUGAGGCCAACCAGCGGGGUGACAGGAAGAACUUGGAUCUCAUGUGGGUUUUUUGUGUUUUCUCAUGGAGGGGCUACCAAGGAGAUUAGGGAGGAAGUGGCCCCCGCCAGCCAGGAGAGGACGGCUGGGUUUUCACGAUGGUCACUGCACCCAAAGCUUGUAUGCGCUACAUAUGAGAAGAAAUUAGCAGAUCGUGAGAGAGGUUCAUAUCUCAGGAUUGAUUUUUGAAAAACGGUUUUAAUUAGUAACAUCUUUAAAACAUAUUUAGAUGUUUAGGACAUUGAAUGAUGAACAUGUGUGCACAUCCAACCUGCUCGGCUGGAAGUGGCCCUGCCAUUCCAAUUUCCUUGACUUUCCUCAGCACCUUACCACGCACAAGGGAAGGAAAGGCAGAGAGAGAGGUUUGCUGCUGACCCCAGAGGCGACCCUGAUGGCUCCUGUGUUCACCACUCACUGCAUCCGUGAAUACAAAGCCUGUCUGCAUCUGUCCUUGUGGAUGAAACCAACAUUUAGGGCUUGAUUUCCCGGUUAUUCAAAGAGGCCCUUGGAGGAUCACCUUAGGUCAGGAGUUGGAGACCAGCCUGGCCAACAUGGUGAAACCUGGUCUUUACUAAAAAUACAAAAAUUAGCUGGGUGUAGUGGCAGGCAUCUGUAAUCCCAUUUACUUGAGAGGCUGAAGCAGGAGAAUUGCUUGAACCCAGGAGGUGGAGGUUGCAGUGAGCUGGGAUCAUGCCACUUUACUCCAACCUGGGGGAUAGAGCAAGACUCUGUCUCCAAACAAACAAACAAAACCAAAGAGGCCUGAGCUCUGGAAACACCACGCGAAAUGCGCCAUCUGUUUCCCCAUUUUCAUGUGAGUCGGGUUAGGGCUGACCUGUCCUGGGCUCACACACAAGCCCCCAACAAAACGGGGUUUGUGGUCUCUGCUCCUCGGUGGCUGAGACAUCAAGCCCCUCACCCUGUUUUCCUCUGUAGCUGUUUUGGGGGAUGCAGCACAGACAGCAAGCUUCUGGCUGCUUCAGGGGGCAGCGGCCUUGGGACCACCUUGUUGCAUCUGGCAGGUGGGUGUGGAAGGCAGGAGGGGGAUGGUAUGUGGAGCUCUGUCUUUCCUGGCAGAAGCUGGCUCUCAACACCUGUAGCUCUCAGAGGAGCAAACCCAGCACAGAACACUUUGAACAGAAUCACUGUAUUUGUGGAGGCUAAUAGGACAUCAAGGCGCCACCUCUCAGGGCAUGGAAGCAGCCUUUCCCUCUUGAUGUCCCCAAUGCCAGUGGGAGGACACAGUAGGCGGGGACCCUCCAGCCGUUCUGUGAGCGCCUGUGCAGGCUGGCGGGACAGGUGUGCACUCAGUAAACGAUGUUGAAUAAAUGCAUUCUUCUGCUGCAAACCAGAUGCAUGCUCUAAUCACAUCAGCUCACAGAAGGGCACAUGUGGUGCUCCAGACAGCGUGUGGGCUUUCACAAGCAGGCCUGAGCGCCAGCCCUGCCACCUUCUCUCCCUGUGGCCUGCAGCAUAUAAUAAUGAGUUAAAAUGGCACUAGGCCAUUUGCACAGCCUUGCACAUCAGCUGUGAGGCCUGGAGCCCUGGGUGUGCCCAGCACGGUGCCCAGGGACUCUGAGAGCCCGAUGGUGGCACGUCACCUCGGGGGGCAUUGGGAGCCCUGGACGCUGUCACCUCUCACCCCUCGGAAGCAGUUGUGGGGCAGAGGGUGGGAGCUGCUGGCUUGGGACCAGCUCAACACCUCUUGGGGAAAAGCAUCUCCGGCCACGCAAAGCAACCUCAUCAUUUCCUCCCUCGAGGAGCUCGGCAGCAGACAGGGGCCACAGGCAUGAACUUCCCACUUUGUUUCAGGACAGCCAGCAGCACGUCCCUCCCUUCCUCUGGGUUUGUAGUUGUUUGUUUGAACUUGAGACUUCCUGAGGCCUGGAAGGUGUUUUUGGCUUGCUCCAUAAGGCAAGGCGGUCCAGCCUACGCAGGCCCCCCGCCCUGUUCGAGGAAGGAAAGGCCCAGAACUUGCACACAGCGGGGCAGGCGCGGCAACUGGGUUUCUCUAGCACCACGGCAUUGUCUGCCUCCUCUUCCAGGCGUGCAGGGCGGUGGUGGCUCGGGCCAGGCUCCAGGAGGCCGGGCGCUCUGAGGAGGCGGCUCAGCCCUCUUGGGUUCUUUCUUGUGACUUGGUGAAGCCCAGAGUCACCAGGGUCCUGAGCACCUGUCUCUUGUGACCAUGCGGCACCCAUCUGGCUUUUAGCUGUCACAGCAGAGACCCGAAGGCUGUGGCUCCAGCAUCAGGGGGUCGCCUGUGGUCCCUGCGUGAAGAACCGGAGCUGCCUCCGCUUUGUAGCAGCCUUUGUGACAGGGCGGCUCGAUGGCCGAGAAGGGAGCAUCCCGGGGAACCCUGCGGCGGCUGUGGUCACUGCCCAGGAGGCGCCGGGGAACUGCAGGGCGCUCGAUGGCCGAGAAGGGAGCAUCCUGGGGAACCCUGCGGCAGCUGUGGUCACUGCCCAGGAGGCGCUGGGGAACUGCAGGGCGCUCGAGUCCAGAUGAAAUCAUGCACCAGGACAUCGUCCCGCUCUGUGCUGCCGACAUCCAGGACCAGCUAAAGAAGCGCUUUGCUUACCUGUCCGGUGGGCGGGGGCAGGACGGAAGCCCGGUCAUCACCUUCCCUGAUUAUCCGGCCUUCAGCGAGAUUCCGGACAAGGAGUUCCAGAAUGUCAUGACCUACCUCACCAGCAUCCCCAGCCUGCAGGACGCUGGCAUCGGAUUCAUCCUGGUGAUAGACCGGCGGCGGGACAAAUGGACCUCCGUGAAGGCAUCUGUCCUGCGCAUCGCAGCAUCUUUCCCGGCAAACCUGCAGCUCGUCCUCGUGCUUCGCCCGACGGGUUUUUUCCAAAGGACUCUCUCCGACAUCGCUUUCAAAUUCAAUAGAGAUGACUUUAAGAUGAAGGUGCCGGUCAUAAUGCUGAGCUCCGUACCAGACUUACACGGUUACAUCGAUAAGUCGCAGCUGACCGAGGACCUGGGCGGGACCCUGGACUACUGCCACUCCCGGUGGCUGUGCCAGCGCACGGCCAUCGAAAGUUUCGCCCUCAUGGUGAAGCAGACGGCUCAGAUGCUGCAGUCCUUCGGGACCGAGCUGGCCGAAACAGAGCUGCCCAAUGACGUCCAGUCGACAAGCUCAGUGCUGUGUGCUCACACAGAGAAGAAGGACAAGGCGAAGGAGGAUUUGAGGCUGGCACUAAAAGAGGGGCACAGUGUCCUGGAGAGCCUCAGGGAGCUGCAGGCUGAGGGCUCAGAGUCCAGUGUGAACCAGGACCAGCUUGACAACCAGGCCACCGUGCAGAGGCUCCUGGCCCAGCUGAACGAAACCGAGGCUGCCUUCGAUGAGUUCUGGGCAAAGCAUCAGCAGAAGCUGGAGCAGUGUCUGCAGCUCCGGCACUUUGAGCAGGGCUUCCGGGAGGUCAAAGCCAUCUUGGAUGCAGUGUCCCAGAAGAUAGCAACCUUCACGGACAUCGGCAACAGCCUGGCACAUGUGGAGCACCUACUGAGGGACCUGGCCGGCUUCGAGGAGAAAUCAGGCGUGGCCAUGGAGAGGGCCCGGGCCCUGUCUCUGGACGGCGAGCAGCUCAUUGAGAACAAGCACUACGCCGUAGACUCCAUCCGCCCGAAGUGCCAGGAGCUCCGGCACCUCUGUGACCAGUUCUCUGCGGAGAUCACCAGGAGGAGGGGGCUGCUCAACAAGUCCCUGGAGCUGCACCGCCGCCUGGAGACGUCCAUGAAGUGGUGUGAUGAAGGGAUUUACCUGCUGGCCUCACAACCUGUGGACAAGUGCCAGUCCCAGGACGGCGCGGAGGCUGCCCUCCAGGAAAUCGAGAAGUUUUUGGAGACCGGUGCAGAAAAUAAGAUCCAGGAGCUUAAUACGAUUUACAAGGAAUAUGAAUCCAUCCUCAACCAAGAUCUCAUGGAGCACGUGCGAAAGGUCUUCCAGAAGCAGGCAAGCAUGGAGGAGGUGUUCCACCGCAGGCAGGCCAGCCUGAAGAAGCUGGCGGCCAGGCAGACGCGGCCCGUGCAGCCGGUGGCCCCCAGACCCGAGGCACUGGCAAAGUCGCCCUGUCCCUCCCCAGGCAUUCGGCGAGGCUCUGAGAACUCCAGCUCCGAGGGCAGCGCACUCCGGAGGGGGCCCUACCGGAGGGCCAAGAGUGAGAUGAGUGAGAGCCGGCAGGGCCGCAGCUCAGCAGGGGAAGAGGAGGAAAGCCUGGCCAUCCUGCGCAGGCACGUGAUGAGCGAGCUCCUGGACACAGAACGGGCCUACGUGGAGGAGCUGCUGUGCGUCCUGGAGGGCUACGCCGCGGAGAUGGAUAACCCGCUGAUGGCUCACCUCCUGUCAACAGGCCUUCACAACAAGAAGGAUGUUUUGUUUGGAAACAUGGAGGAAAUCUAUCACUUCCACAACAGGAUAUUCCUCAGGGAGCUGGAAAACUACACCGACUGCCCAGAACUGGUUGGAAGAUGCUUUCUGGAGAGGAUGGAGGAUUUCCAGAUCUACGAGAAGUACUGUCAGAACAAGCCCCGCUCCGAGAGCCUGUGGAGACAGUGCUCCGACUGCCCGUUCUUCCAGGAAUGCCAGAGGAAGCUGGACCACAAGCUGAGCCUGGACUCCUACCUGCUGAAGCCAGUGCAGAGGAUCACCAAGUACCAGCUGCUGCUCAAGGAAAUGCUGAAAUACAGCAAGAACUGCGAGGGGGCUGAGGACCUGCAGGAGGCGCUGAGCUCCAUCCUGGGCAUCCUGAAGGCCGUGAACGACUCCAUGCAUCUCAUUGCUAUCACCGGCUAUGACGGGAAUCUCGGCGACCUGGGCAAGCUGCUGAUGCAGGGCUCAUUCAGUGUCUGGACCGACCACAAGAGGGGCCACACCAAGGUGAAGGAGCUGGCCAGGUUCAAGCCCAUGCAGCGGCACCUGUUCCUGCACGAGAAGGCAGUGCUCUUCUGCAAGAAGCGGGAGGAGAACGGGGAGGGGUAUGAGAAAGCUCCCUCCUACAGCUACAAGCAGUCCUUAAACAUGGCUGCCGUCGGCAUUACGGAGAACGUGAAGGGAGAUGCUAAGAAGUUUGAGAUCUGGUACAAUGCGCGCGAGGAGGUCUACAUCGUCCAGGCGCCAACUCCUGAGAUUAAAGCCGCGUGGGUGAAUGAAAUUCGGAAAGUGCUGACCGGCCAGCUGCAGGCUUGUCGAGAAGCCAGCCAGCACCGGGCGCUGGAGCAGUCGCAGAGCCUGCCUCUGCCGGCCCAGACCAGCACCAGUCCCUCGAGAGGAAACUCAAGGAACAUCAAGAAGCUGGAAGAAAGGAAAACAGACCCCCUAAGCCUGGAGGGAUACGUCAGCUCAGCGCCACUGACAAAGCCCCCCGAAAAGGGCAAAGAUGACACGGUCACUAGCUCUGCCUCAGAAAGCUCUGCGCUUUCCAGAAAGCGCUUUACCCUGCAGGGCUUUGCUAACCUCAAAGGUCAGAAAGCUUCUCCUACCAGUCCUGACAAAAAAGCCAAGCGGCAUGAAGUAAAGAGCGACCCGACUCCCUUUGGUGUGCGAGGUUGGAGCAAAACGUCCCACUCACUGGAGGCACCUGAGGAUGACGGGGGCUGGUCAAGUGCAGAGGAGCAGAUUAACUCGUCCGACGCAGAGGAGGAUGGCGGGUUGGGCCCCAAGAAGCUGGUUCCGGGUAAAUACACGGUCGUGGCGGACCACGAGAAGGGAGGCCCCGACGCGCUGCUCGUGAGGAGCGGGGACGUGGUGGAGCUGGUGCAGGAGGGCGACGAGGGCCUUUGGUACGUCAGGGACCCGACCACUGGCAAGGAGGGCUGGGUGCCGGCCAGCAGCCUGUCCGUCCAGCUCGGCCCGUCCGGCUCGGCCCAGUGCCUGAGCAGCUCAGAGUCGAGCCCGGGGUCGGCCGUGCUGAGCAACUCGUCCAGCUGCAGCGAGGGCGGCCAGGCCCCCUUCUCCGACCUGCAGGGGUAGCGCCGCGCAGUCCCGGCGCCGGAGACCCGCGCGCUGUCUGGGGCUGCCACUGCGAGGGCUGGCGUGGCGUGGGGAGGGCGCAGUGCCCCCGGACAUCCCGAGGAAGGGGCACCUCACCGCCCCGACCCAGAGCGCCUGGCCGUGCGGGCUGCAGAGGAGCCCUCCAGGGCAGAGGCAGGUUCCACCGAAGACCCCGGCCCGCUGGGGCUUCCUCGCAGACUCCAGAGCCCACAGAGGAGGCGCCGCAGGGAACAGCCCCGGGCAGGAGGCGCCGGGCAGCGGCAUCUCCUCCUGGCUCCACCGUGCUGCUUCUGCCUCUGGACGGUGCUUUCAGGGGACGCGCAGACCGUGGUGGAGCUGCUUCCGGAGAAGUGGAUGAUUCUCUGACCAACGGCCUGAGGAGAGCGCGGCACGGGGACUCUUUAUCUUUUACAAGUUUUAGGAUUUUUUUAAGCAGGGAUCAAUCCCGUGGCCAUUUUUUGUGGUACUUUGGCCUCAAUUCUUUACCAGGAAUCACUGUGUUUACAUGAAAUGACAAUUUGAUACUGUAUUUGAUAGAAAACUAUUUUUUUGUUACCGGGGUUUACAUAGAAGCACGUUGUUUAUACCACUAAAUGACCUUGGGGUACUCUCCCAUGGAAACGGAUGGCACUCCCUGAAGCUCCUUCGUCACAGGUGGAUGAAAACGUGUCCCUGGGUGACAUCGGGUGGUGUCUUCACCACCAAAAGCAGUUAGAAGCCAAGGAGAUUCCUUUACCUACCUAGGGUUCAUUUUCAAAAGAAAAUUUAAACUAUAAUUUAAACAAUUAACGUUCUUUUCUACAAAGAAAAAUGCAGGGACUUGAUUUUUUUAAAGAGCUUCACUGAAUUAGGAUAUUUUUAUUGCUUUUAAAGAAAAUACAAAGAUGCAGUUUCUGCAGGGUGUGGCAUAGACCAGUGCUGCUGACCAUAGCUCAGAGAGCCCUGCCCCUGCCUCACUACACUGCAGCCUCCUCGGAGGCCGCACCUCCACUCCCCUCCCCACGCGCCCCCUGCCUCCCACCCAGGUCCAUCUGCCACCUGGUGACCACCUUGAGUACAGAAGUGAAAGUGGGGAGAGUAUUUUAUUCAAGUCACAGCAGAACUGGAAAAAAACUCUUCUGUUUUACCCUUCUUGUGUUUCAGAAACAUUCUGUUCUUUUGAAGCCCUUUCGGUGUCUAGUCUGCAGAUGUUUUUGUAUGUGUGCACCUCUGACCAUGUGUGUACAUAUGUGUCUUGCUGGAAAGGACAUACUCGCUGUCCCCGUGCUGCUGGGCGUGCCGCCUCACAGCUUCACGGUUCCCAGCCCCAGCACAGUGGAGGUGGGCGUGGCUGCAUUCCCCUCAGGCUACCCUCCCGGCGGCUUGCAGCCGUCACUGGCCAGACCUCCAGGGUGCGGAAUCAAAUAGGAAGCAUGCAGAGACUCGGCAGCUUUUCCUCUGAUGUGUAAGUUAUUUGGAACGCGUGCUGUGUCCUGCAAUGUCCCUGAUGUACUGUGCAGGCGCGGUGCCUCCGUCUCCUCGUGCAGCUGCGCGCCCUUGUGUGACCCUCCCCAUAAAGGCACUUUACAGCUUCAUGUUUCAUCCACUGUCACUUUUUUUUUAACUGCUGAUGUAAAUGGAAUUUUAAAAGCAGAGUUCUUUAUUGUAUGGAUGACGUUUGAAUAAAUAUCAACAACUCCUGCCA
Messenger RNA from Pongo pygmaeus (Bornean orangutan), 8069 nucleotides. It is a transcript of the gene MCF2L, whose product is annotated as MCF.2 cell line derived transforming sequence like. Gene Ontology annotation, molecular function: protein binding; guanyl-nucleotide exchange factor activity. Lineage: Eukaryota; Metazoa; Chordata; Mammalia; Primates; Hominidae. The record is from RefSeq and is a predicted model, not a curated record. Gene Ontology annotation, biological process: positive regulation of Rho protein signal transduction; intracellular signal transduction. The transcript has 32 exons. Bases 2723 to 6364 code for a protein of 1213 amino acids. Gene Ontology annotation, cellular component: cytoplasm.